AUCAUUUUUUCAUUUCGCUUACAAUGUAACUAAUAGAUAAAAACAUACUUAGAAUAAGGCAAUUAACUAAAAAUAUUACUCUAACAAAAUUUUAUGGUUAAUUUUGUUGUAGUAAGCUGUGUUGACAAGACAGAGUGACCGUCCGGGAGGCGAGAUGAGACACGCCGGUGACACAAAUCAGCUGCUGAGGAGCAGCUAGUCACCUACUGGAGGAGGAACAGGUGAAGGGAGAUCUCAUAGUCACUAUGCAGACCGCUAACCACAGCUCUGAUCCCAAGAGGGCAGACAAGAUCACCAGAUACAAGCCUCCUGCACAGGGUACCCCCGGGGCUCCUGGUGAGGACCCCACUACUGACUAUAUGAAUGUGUUGGGCAUGAUCUUCAGUAUGUGUGGCCUCAUGAUGCGGCUCAAGUGGUGUGCUUGGGUGGCCCUCUACUGUUCUUGCAUUAGCUUCGCCAAUGCACGGGUGAAUGAUGACACCAAACAGAUGCUGAGUAGCUUCAUGUUGUCCAUCUCAGCAGUUGUGAUGUCCUAUCUCCAGAACCCCCAGCCCAUGACACCACCGUGGUCCAAUAUAUGAGUGUCCUCCUCACCACAUAGGACCAUAGGACUUUCAGGCUCCCUUUCCUCCGGGUACUUUCUACUUCUGUUUUAUAAUGGAAUCCGUGUCUCAUAUUCUGUCUCACAUUGUUGAACUUUCUUGUGGUGUUCAAUACAUUUUUUUGUACUUUCCAUGAAUUAUACAUAUAAUUGAAUAUUAAGUUAAGGAAUGAGAAACUGUAAGAAACUGUGAAAUAAAAUUGUCAUUUCAGAAA
Messenger RNA from Portunus trituberculatus (swimming crab), 816 nucleotides. Its product is annotated as protein Asterix-like. The coding region runs from base 246 to 581 and encodes 111 amino acids. Gene Ontology annotation, cellular component: endoplasmic reticulum membrane. The record is from RefSeq and is a predicted model, not a curated record. The transcript is spliced from 4 exons. Lineage: Eukaryota; Metazoa; Arthropoda; Malacostraca; Decapoda; Portunidae. Gene Ontology annotation, molecular function: protein folding chaperone. Gene Ontology annotation, biological process: protein insertion into ER membrane.